AGGAUUUUCUUCAAAAAAAAAAAAAGUUAAAAAAAUGAAGAAAAUGAAAAAACCUCCUAAAGUUGAAUUUAAUAUUUUUAUGACAAAAAAGAAUUUCAGAAUAAAGCUUUUCUGAAUAAAUAUUUUGGAAUAAAAUGAAUUAUAUUAUAUAUAAUUCUUUCUUCUAUAAGAGAUAAACCAAACAAAACUCCUAACCAGCAAGCACAGCACAACAAUGGAGAAGUACUUUGGAAACGCAUAUCGGGGCGACCCGGGAGUACCACAUGCUGACCCGGAUAGGUUUGUUAACAUAUGGGUCGGGUCAGCAGUUUUCUCUGCACUCACAUUUGUCAAUCCUUACAUAUGGACUCUCUCCAAUCAAUACAACUGGCAUGACAAAGCCAUGCUUUUUGAGCAGUAUCACUGGAAGAAAGCUCUCAAGAAAAAUAAGGACUACGACUUCAAGUGGAACCAGUACAUGGAUAAAGCAACACGAGACUCGUACUACUUCAAUUGGCCCGUCUACUUUCCAUAAGUUUCUCCGAUGUAUCAGUAUCUGAAAUUUCUGUUGAUACUAUGAAUUCAAACAUGUUUUAGCCUCAGAAAUGUUUGCUGAUAUUUUCAAGUGUUGCAUGAUUGCUUCCCUUAGUUUUCUGGAACUAGUAUUAAAAACAAAUCAUUGGAAAUUAUACAUGACACAAAUUAUUCAUGGCUUUCAAA
This is a messenger RNA of Capsicum annuum, 699 nucleotides long. RefSeq lists its product as uncharacterized. The transcript is spliced from 3 exons. Lineage: Eukaryota; Viridiplantae; Streptophyta; Magnoliopsida; Solanales; Solanaceae. Bases 215 to 514 code for a protein of 99 amino acids. The record is from RefSeq and is a predicted model, not a curated record.